AUGAAGAUUAAGGGAUUAAAUGUUGUGUUAAUCUUGAUAGGUAGGGUCAAAGUCUGGUUGUCGGGGUCAGAGCUACGGAUUGGUAUCAACGGCGUGUUAUCUAAAACGAAGAUCGAUGACGUUCCCUUAAGGAACUUUUUCAAAGGUGAGGUCGGAAAUGGGGAUGACAUAUCGUUUUGGCUGGAUCCGUGGCUUGAUAAUGGACCAUUGAAAUACAAGUUCCCUACAUUGUUUGGUAUUGAAGCUAACAAAAGUUGCAAAGUUUGUGAUCGUGUUACGGUUGGCAGUGAAGGGCCGAGAUAUACUUGGCAAUGGAGGAGACCGGUUAUGGCCGGUGAGGAAGUUAACGACAUGUGGAUUGGGGCUGCAGAUAAGGAUUUCAGCGUGGGAGGGAUUAAAAAUCUUCUAGACAAAGGCUGUAACGUCACGGUUCCGUAUGUCAUCGAGUGGUGUAGGUGGUUGCCAAUUAAAUGUAAUGUGUUCAUUUGGAGGCGAGCAUUGGGAAGAAUCGCUACUAUCGACGCGCUUAAAAGAAAGAAUAUCGAAGUGCAUGACUCGAGGUGUAUUAUGUGUGGAGAGGAAGAUGAAUCAGCGGAGCAUUUGUUCACAUCUUGUUAUACAGUUGCGGUUAUUUGGCAGUUUGUUAGCAACUGGUGCUCGAUUCCUAAUAUCUUGGCUUUUUUGGUUAAGGACUUGCUUGAGUUUCAUGAGCAUAUUGGGAUUAAAGGUGGGAAGAAAGAAGCUGUCAAAGGUAUAAUUAGAGUAGCAUGCUGGAGUAUAUGGAGAUCUAGAAACGAGGUGAAAUUAUAA
This is a messenger RNA of Helianthus annuus (common sunflower), 810 nucleotides long. RefSeq lists its product as uncharacterized. Lineage: Eukaryota; Viridiplantae; Streptophyta; Magnoliopsida; Asterales; Asteraceae. Bases 1 to 810 code for a protein of 269 amino acids. The record is from RefSeq and is a predicted model, not a curated record. The transcript has 3 exons.